AUGUUUCGUAAGACAGUCGGGGGUGGACUCUUGUCCUUUUCGGAACUAGAAGAAAUCGUGCUCGACGUAGAAGUGUGCAUGAACAACCGUCCCCUAACAUACUUGGAGGAUGAUCCUCAGCUGCCUGUCUUGACACCAAACUCGUUUGAGUCGUUUCUGUUCCAACAACCAACAGCAGUACCAGAGCUACAACCUCAUCAAUUAAAAGAGCGUGACCUGAAAAAACGUCUUAGGUUCCUUUGUACAACGAAAGAUGGACUAUGGAACCGCUGGACACGAGAGUAUCUCACAGGACUAAGGGAGAGACAUAAAAUUGUUCGUGGAUCUAAAGCAGAAUGCCCAAAUGUAGGAGAUGUUGUCAUUGUUAAGGGAGAAAACAAGAAUAGAAAUACCUGGAAACUGGGAAAGAUCGUCCGACUUAUUACCGGCAGAGACGGAGUGGUGCGAGGCGUAGAGUUACGGGGAGUGGAAGACUGGAGCGACCGUUGCAACUAAUUUACCCUCUGGAACUUCAUUGCGACCAAGAGGCUGUCGAACGGGAAGCUCCACCACUUAAUGCACAAGCGAAAGAAUUCAGACCUAAAAGGAAAGCGGCAGAGAAUGCAGCAGCGAAGAUCGAUAAAGUACUUGCGGAGGAAGAGGAGACGGUGAUAGAUUGA
Paramuricea clavata is the source of this 659-nucleotide messenger RNA. The record is from the annotation of a GenBank genome assembly. NCBI's taxonomy places the organism in Eukaryota, Metazoa, Cnidaria, Anthozoa, Malacalcyonacea, Plexauridae.